Gossypium arboreum is the source of this 2400-nucleotide messenger RNA. Its product is annotated as kinesin-like protein KIN-7N. Gene Ontology annotation, molecular function: ATP binding; microtubule motor activity; microtubule binding. Lineage: Eukaryota; Viridiplantae; Streptophyta; Magnoliopsida; Malvales; Malvaceae. Bases 75 to 2258 code for a protein of 727 amino acids. The transcript has 17 exons. Gene Ontology annotation, biological process: microtubule-based movement. The record is from RefSeq and is a predicted model, not a curated record.
AAAUUCCCCCGUUUUCACAAUGCAUAAAGAUCCCGCCUUAGCUCUCGCUCUGCAACUCAACGUUUAAAAAGAAAAUGGAGAAGAUCUGCGUAGCAGUGAGAGUAAGACCUCCAAUUUGCCAUGAAAAUUCUUCUUCAACUUUCUGGAGAGUCGAUGAUAAUCAAAUCUCUCUUCACAAGCUCCACGGCAGCCCAAUUUCCUGCGUUUCUUACGCUUUCGAUCAUGUCUUCGAUGAGAAUUGCUCGAAUUCAGAUAUUUACGAGCUUCUUACUAAGGAUAUUAUUCAUGCUGCUGUGGACGGCUUUAACGGAACUUCUUUUGCAUACGGGCAAACAAGCAGCGGCAAGACCUUCACUAUGAACGGUUCAUCUAACGAUCCCGGAAUUAUUCAUCGAGCAGUUAACGAUAUAUUUCAGAAAAUAAAUAUUAUCUCUGAUCGAGAGUUUCUCAUCCGAGUUUCCUACAUGGAAAUUUACAAUGAAGAAAUUAACGACCUUUUCGCUGUAGAGAAUCAGAAAUUGCAGAUUCAUGAGAAUUUAGAGCGUGGGAUUUUCGUUGCGGGUCUUAGGGAGGAAAUUGUGAACAAUGCUGAACAAGUGAUGAAGCUCCUGGAGUCUGGAGAAGUUAAUAGGCAUUUUGGUGAGACAAAUAUGAAUGCACGAAGUAGUAGGUCUCAUACAAUAUUCAGAGUGGUGAUAGAAAGCAAGGGAAAGGAUACAGGCUCUUUUGGUGAUUAUUCAAGCAGUGAUGCCAUACGCGUCUCAGUUUUGAAUUUGGUUGAUUUGGCUGGUUCUGAGCGGAUUGCUAAGACUGGAACUGGUGGAGUACGUUUGAAGGAAGGAAAGUAUAUUAACAAGAGCUUAAUGGUUCUUGGUAAUGUAAUUAACAAACUUAGUGAUAGUGCAAAACAAAGGGCACAUAUUCCUUAUCGUGAUAGUAAAUUAACCCGCAUACUCCAGCCUGCUCUAGGAGGGAAUGCGAAAACUUCAAUUAUAUGUACUGUGGCUCCUGAAGAGAUUCAUAUUGAGGAGACGAAGGGAACUCUUCUUUUUGCUAGCAGAGCUAAACGAGUUACUAAUUGUGCUCAAGUGAAUGAGGUUUUGACGGAUGCAGCCCUACUGAAAAGGCAAAAGUUAGAGAUAGAGGAGCUACGCAGGAAGCUUCAGGGAUCUCAUGCUGAGGUGCUGGAGCAAGAGAUAUUAAAGCUGAGGAAUGAUAUGCUUAAGUAUGAAUUAGAGCGUGAAAAGCUUGAAAUGGAACUAGAAAAAGAAAGAAGAUCACAUAAAGAGCGUGAUCGGUACAUUAGAGACCAGCUGAUGAUGAUCGAAAACCUAAGUAGUUUGGUUUCUGAUGGUGAUGGAAGCUCUAGUCAGGGAUCCAUGAAAGAAAGCCCAAUAGAAGAAUGUAAUAAUAGGGGAGAUGGUUUUAAAACACCUUGUUUUAGAGCAGCUCCCAAGGCCUUUGUCGCCAAGAGAUCAAAUUAUUCACAGUUGCCAGACCUCAGUCCUCUUCCAGAUUCUUUUAGCGAUGUAGCUGAUGAAGACACUUGGUUCAAAAUAAACAAGGGUUACAUAGCAGACCUGGAUUCACUUCAAACAACACCUGCAAGAAAAGUUCAAUCCUUUCCACCAGAAGAUGUUACUCCUAAUUAUUUGAAUAAGAAAUACAAAACGGAACUCCAAAAUCUCAAGAGACGGCUAGAACUUGUCACUGAAGAGAAGAACGAACUCCAGAGAAAGCUUGCAGAAGAUAUAGAAGUGAAGGAUAGAUUAAAGGGUGAUAUAUCUAAACUUAAACAAGAAGCAUUACUAGCUAGGGAAAUGCCUCAAAGGUUGUGUGAUUCUGUGACAAGUUUUAAAGAUACAUACGAGGAAGUUUUGUCAAAGAUGCAGAGGUAUACAUUUGAUGGGAAAUCUUCAACUGCAAAACUGCUCCGUUGCAUAUGUGAAAUUGGGUCAAUCCUUUUCUCGACUAUGGAAACUAGUAUCUCCAACACAACGGAUCGUCACAAAUUGUCAUCUGGGAAUGACUCUCUAAUACAAGAAUACAACAAAAUGCUUUCCGAAAAGCUAAAAAGCACAAUUACAUCCUUGAUUCUAUCCGAAACAGCAAGCUCUGAGGAUAAACAAACCAAGACUCCAUGCAGCUGCAACUUUGAGGUAGCUGCCUGGUCAAGAUACCAUGUAUCCAUUUUGGUUUUAUUUUUCGUGAUGAUUUUAGGAUAUUUCGUUUCGUUCUUCAGGACAUUGAUUUUCUGAACUCUUUUUGCUAUAUAUUCUCUACAUUUCAUGGGUUGUGUCAAUAUUGUGUAGUGAGCAAAAAUGGAACUCCAAUAAUUCCUUCGAAGUAGUGUUUGUCCUCUGCAGAAUGAAAAUUUCCAGGAUGACCAAUAUUUUAGAA